This is a messenger RNA of Camarhynchus parvulus, 2639 nucleotides long. It is a transcript of the gene SDF4, whose product is annotated as stromal cell derived factor 4. The coding region runs from base 196 to 1266 and encodes 356 amino acids. The transcript has 7 exons. NCBI's taxonomy places the organism in Eukaryota, Metazoa, Chordata, Aves, Passeriformes, Thraupidae. Gene Ontology annotation, biological process: calcium-ion regulated exocytosis. Gene Ontology annotation, molecular function: calcium ion binding. Gene Ontology annotation, cellular component: endoplasmic reticulum. The record is from RefSeq and is a predicted model, not a curated record.
CACCUCCCUCCGCCCUGGCAGCGCCGGCCUCCGUCAGGGGCCGUGAGGGCCUCAGCGGCGGCCGGGCCCGGGCUGAGCCUCCCCGCGGCCGGCACGGCGCUCGGGGCAGCGUCCGCUCCCUGCCCAGCGCCUCCCGACCCCACAGUGAUUUCAGCAGCCAAUAAAUAAUAAAAAAGGAAAGAAAACCCCAUAAAAAUGAUGUCAAGACAAGCUUUCCUGUGCAGCGUGGGCUCUCUUUACCUCUCCCUCCUGUUCAUCUUCCUGCUGAUGGACGUUUAUGCCAGGCCUGCCAACCACUCUGUGCUGAAGGAGAGGGCAGGGGAGGCCAGGGAGGAGAACGAGAUCCUGCCCCCCGACCACCUGAACGGCGUCAAGAUGGAGCUGGACGGGCACCUGAACAAGGAGUUCCACCAGGAGGUGUUCCUGGGCAAGGAGCGCGAGGAGUUCGAGGAGGACUCGCAGCCCCGCCGGAACCGGAGGAAGCUCGUGGGCAUCUUCUCCAAGGUGGAUAUCAAUAAUGAUAAAAAAAUCAGUGCCAAGGAAAUGCAGCGUUGGAUCAUGGAGAAAACAGAUGAACAUUUCCAGGAGGCCGUGGAGGAGAACAAAAUGCACUUCAGAGCUGUGGAUCCUGAUGGGGAUGGUCGAGUUUCUUGGGAUGAAUAUAAAAUUAAAUUCUUGGCAAGCAAAGGCUUCAAUGAAAAGGAAAUUGCAGAGAAAAUCAAAAACAACGAGGAGUUGAAAAUAGAUGAAGAAACGCAGGAAGUGCUGGACAACCUGAAGGAUCGCUGGUACCAGGCGGACAAUCCCCCCCCGGACCUGCUGCUGAGCGAGCAGGAGUUCCUGUCCUUCCUGCACCCCGAGCACAGCCGCGGCAUGCUGCACUUCAUGGUGCAGGAGAUCGUCCGGGACCUCGAUCAGGACGGGGAUAAGAAGCUGACCCUGUCAGAGUUCAUCUCCCUGCCCGUGGGCACGGUGGAGAACCAGCAGGCUCAGGACAUCGACGAUGACUGGGUGAGGGACAGGAGGAAGGAGUUCCAGGAGGUCAUCGACGCCAACCAUGACGGCAUCGUCACCAUGGAGGAGCUGGAGGAGUACAUGGAUCCCAUGAACGAGCACAACGCGCUGAACGAGGCGCGGCAGAUGAUCGCCGUGGCCGACGAGAACCAGAACCACCACCUGGAGCUGGAGGAGAUCCUCAAGUACAGCGAGUACUUCACGGGCAGCAAGCUCAUGGAUUACGCCCGCAACGUCCACGAGGAGUUCUGAGCUUCCUCCUCCCCCUUGCCAGAACUUUCUGUUACACUCCCAGCCCCUCCCAGAAAAAAAAAUCCCAGGGAAAAAGGAUUCAGCUGAGCAGCGGGAAUUGCUGGUUGCAGAUUCCCGAUUUUCCGUCCGUCCCAGCUCCUUGGAGAGGUUUUUGCUGCUGGAAGAAAUGGUGGGAAUUCCUGGAUUCAGGUAGAUUUCCUUCUUAGUUUGGGGGGUUGAGCCAGCUGGAAUUCUGGGUAUGAGGAUCCUGGAAUAUUCCCUGGUUUCCAUCAGCUGCUGAUGCAGGGGAUCCCAAAUAAAACUUGGAUUUUGGGAAUUUUGGUGGUUCCAAGGAAUGUUUGUCCUCCACACCCAAAUUACAUUGGGAAAGCUCGUUAAAUCUCAACUACUGAUCCAAUAAAAUUUGGAUUUUGGGAAUUUUCCAAGGAGUGUUGGAUCUCCUGGGAAUUGCCCUCUUAGCUGCUGAUCCAGGGAAUCCCAAAUAAAACCUGGAUUUGGGGAAUUUUGGUGGUUCCAAGGAAUGUUUGUCCUCCACACCCAAUUCCACUUGGGAGGCUCUUUAAAUAUUUGUUUCCCUCAGCUGCUGAUCCAGGGAAUCCCAAAUAAAGGUUGGAUUUUGGGAAUUUUGGUGGUUCCAGGGAAUGUUUGACCUCCUGGGAAUAUCCACACUCAAUUCCAGUAUUUUUUCGAUUUCUUGAAGAGUUCUAGGGAAUUUAAUGAAAUUUUUUCAGGGAGCUGUGGGGAAGAAUUUAUUUGAAAUGUUACAGAAAAACUUUUCGGAAUUAAUUUUAAAAAAUAAAAUAACAUUAAUUAAGAUAAAGUUAAUAUAAAAUGACAUUGUUUUGUUGACAUCUGCACUGGGAAUGGGAGAUUAUGGCUUUAAAAUAUCAGAUUUUAGUCAAAAUUCAAACAAUUGGGAAGUUUUUUUGGAAUUUAAGCUAUUGGACAGAGCAGUGGGAAUUCCCAUGGAGUUUGAUGGCUGCUUAAUUAAUAUUCACUGCUAAAAUUAAUGAGCUCUGUGCUAAUUAAUGCUGUUAAUGAGCUGCUGAUGAUGAUUUGGGGGAAAUUCCAGGCUUUGGGCGAGCUCUUUCCCAAAUAAAAUUGACUUUUUUCCCUCUGCUUCCAUCUUUCCUGGGAAAAACCCCUCUUUGGGAAAGAAUUCCUGAAAAUCUGAGAUGUUUUAUUUGAAUAAAUUUAUUCUUAAUAUAAUGUAAAUACAGGAAUUGCUACACCUCUUUCCCUUUUCCUGCUCUUUAUUUGAUGUUUUUAUUAAAUUCCUUGGAUAAAAGAUUUUAUAUUCUUUUUGUUUUGAUUUUCCAUUAAAUAUUUCUCUCCAUGCUUUGGAAAUUCUGCUGCUUUUAAGGUUUGUUGGG